Messenger RNA from Styela clava, 1593 nucleotides. NCBI's taxonomy places the organism in Eukaryota, Metazoa, Chordata, Ascidiacea, Stolidobranchia, Styelidae. The record is from RefSeq and is a predicted model, not a curated record.
UCCAUACAUUUUACUUUCAGUUGGAAGUUCGCUGCUUUUACAUACGGUUCGCUCUUCAUCUUUCCUUGUCAGAGUAAAAUAAAUAUGGACGCCGAAGGACUUCAUCUUUCAAUGAAUUAUAUUUCCAGUAGCGGAAUAGUACUCAGUGCUGAACAGAAAGCGGCUCUUGAAACAUCUAUGGUGAUUUUAAGAACAAAUUAUAAAUUUCACAAAGUUUGGUUUUGGGGAAAGAUUUUGGGAAUAAAAGACGAUUAUUUUAUCGCUCAAGGAGCUGGAAGAAAUGAAUUAUCGAACAGAAAAACACUUUACAGCUUAAAUUGUGUUGAAUGGCAUCUACUUCCUCCAGCGAGUGAAACAGCAAUGACAAAUUCAAAGAUAAUUCAUGGAAGAUUCCAGGGAGAUCCGUCUUAUGAAUAUGAACAUACAGAAGUGAAAAGAGUUGGAGAUGGAGAGGACUUUACAGAGGAAGAAGUUACAAUUCAUUUGAAAGAAGAGGAUCGUCUUGCAGCGGUGAUUUCAUCAAUAGAUGAAGAUGCAGCAAUUGUACCUCGAGGUGCUUUUGUUAGGACUCCUCUUGGUGAAGUUCACACAAACAGAAGUUUUGAAGGUCUUUCAGUGACUGAAGCAGGGAAACUGUCAUCAUAUAUGCAUUUUCGUGAAGGGCAAUACCACACAAAGAAAACUAUCAAGGAAAAGGCAGAUUUGGAUCCUUCCAUUGAUUUCUUAGACUGCAUUGAAGAGGACAUACCAAGAGGAUCAUGGAGCCUUAAAUUUGAGCGUGGAAGUGGACUGGUCUGCUUACGUAGCCUGAUGUGGCUCGGACAAACGUUCUACCACGUUCCAGACUCAAGAAAAUAUGGCAGAGUAUACGUUGGAACAGGAGAAAAGAAUCUUGAUAUUCCAUUCAUGCUCUAAUUCAAUUUUCAGAUUCUAAAUUUUAUAUUUUGUUCUUCUGUAAAAAGUCACUACAAAUUUUGUAAUAAUAAAUAUUAGCUGUAUAUUGUUGGAUUGAUGAAUCAAUUCAUGCUGCGUCAACAAGAAAAAAGAGCAAUUAAGAAUAAUAUUUUCUCACAUACGAUGAAACUCAUAAACAGGCACGAGACGGACUUGUAUAUGUGCAUGCCCUGAGAUGAUUGCACAAUUUUUACCUAAAACAAAUUAUAUCAGAUAACAUUCACAUCUCCCAGAUUGAAUAUGAAUAAGCAAAAUAAGAGAGAGGUUUAUGGUUUCAAUUUCGAUAAACUAAACUGUGCAAUUCAGAAUAGGUAUGACCAAUGUAGUUGCUAAAAAAUGAGCUGGAAAUUAGAAAUCAAAAUGAACGGUCAAAAAACAGUGGAACGAUGAUUAAAACCUUAGACCGAAACCAAGUCAAGUUUAUUUUUUCCAACCAGUAAAUAAAUAAAAAUAAUAAUUGAACACAGAAAAUACAAGAAAAAAAAGGAAAAUUACAGUUUUACUGGAUGAGGGAAGUCGCGAGGAAACAAAGAUGGUAAUAGAGAAGCGACAAAGCAAAGAUCUCAGAUUCAAUGCCAUUCUCACCAAGAGUGUAAUGUGUUGGCUAGGCAAUGCCAAAACCACAAUCAGUAAUUUAUU